Messenger RNA from Pectinophora gossypiella (pink bollworm), 3892 nucleotides. RefSeq names its product E3 ubiquitin-protein ligase SMURF2 (gene Smurf). The record is from RefSeq and is a predicted model, not a curated record. Bases 116 to 2560 code for a protein of 814 amino acids. Gene Ontology annotation, molecular function: ubiquitin protein ligase activity; protein binding. Gene Ontology annotation, biological process: ubiquitin-dependent protein catabolic process; negative regulation of BMP signaling pathway. NCBI's taxonomy places the organism in Eukaryota, Metazoa, Arthropoda, Insecta, Lepidoptera, Gelechiidae. The transcript has 12 exons.
CUUCCAACAUCUAUCAUAUCAAUGAAAGAAAAAUGGUGGCUGAAAGUUUAUGAAGUGGAAAUGAUAUUUAGAAUUAGUGUUUAUUACUUGUAAUGUUUAGUUGAAAAUACAAAAAAUGUCCACUCCUGUUUCAAAUCGUAAAUAUGGAGCACAGAAAAUAAGACUUACAAUUCUGUGUGCGAGGAAUUUGGUACGAAGAGAUCUGUUUCGAUUGCCGGAUCCUUUUGCCAAAAUAUCGGUGGAUGGUAGUGGACAAGUAUAUUCAACAAAUGCGGUCAAAGCAACUUUGGACCCAAAGUGGAACACUCACUAUGACCUUUACCUUACAAAAGGAGAUGGGAUCACAAUCAGUGUUUGGAAUCAAAGAAAAGUUCAUAAAAGACAAGGAUCAGGCUUUUUAGGAUGUGUCCGAAUCCAGCCUUCUACAGUCCACAAACUAAAAGACACUGGUUACCAAUGUCUAGAGCUUUGUGAGGAUGGUUCUGGCGAGACAUGUGGUGUCCGAGGUCAAGUGAUUGUGUCCCUGUUGUCCCGGGACGGCGCGCGCGGUGAGCCGGCGUCGGCGGCGGGGGAGGGCUCUCCGCUAGCUGUGGUGGGCCCCGCCGGCGACGUGAGAGCCCCGAGAGACCCCCCCGUCAGUCCCACACUAUCACAGCAACCUCUGCCCCCACACUGGGAAGAGCGAUUCACAUCUAGUGGCAGGCCAUAUUACGUGAACCACGCAUUGCGGCGUACGCAGUGGGAGCGGCCAGCGGGCGAUGUGGCGACGCCCUCGUCCCCCGCGCCAGCGUCCCCCGUAUCACCGCCGUCCCCCGCCUCCCCCGCGUCCCCAGCCGCACCCAACUCCCCGGCAUCCCCUAUGUCCCCCGCCUGUCCCGCUUCCCCGUCAUCCCCUUCAUCCCCGCUCUCCGAUGCUGAAGUGAAUCACGCGCAGACUAUAUCUUUGAGACCGGAGCCGCAGCCACAAACAGCGGUGCGUGGUCGCGGGCCGCCGCCGCCCGCCAGCCCGCCUGCCUCCACGCCCGCCACACCCAUAGCCGCCACCGACCUACCGCCUGGAUACGAGAUGCGGACGACGGGCCAGGGGCAGGUGUACUUCUACAACAGCGUGACGGGCGCGUCGACGUGGCACGACCCGCGCGUGCCGGCGCACCUGCGGCACUGCGCCGCGCCGGCCGGCGCGCUGCCGCCGGGCUGGGAGCUGCGCCACGCGCCCUCGGGCCGCGUCUACUUCGUCGACCACAACAACCGCACCACGCAGUUCACCGACCCUCGCCUCGCGCUCUCCGCCCGGCUCCUUACGCCGGGCGAUCCGACGCCGUCGACGCCGACACAGCCGUCGUUACCCGCGGCCGCGCCCGCCAGCGAGCCCGCGGACUCGGACGCACUGCCCAAGUACAAGCGCGACCUCGCGGCUAAAGCGAGGGUCUUGAGGGCAGAGCUCCAAGCCUUGCAGCCGCAGACCGGACAUUGUAGGAUUGAGGUAUCACGCAACGAAGUGCUCGAAGAAUCUUAUCGUUUAGUGAUGAAGCUACGCGGCAAGGAACUGCGCAAGCGGUUGUUGGUGAAAUUCCGCGGCGAGGAAGGCUUGGACUACGGCGGCGUGGCGCGCGAGUGGCUGCACUUGCUAGGCAGAGAGCUGUUCAACCCACACUACGGAUUGUUCCAAUACGCCAAUGCUGGAGACGAUCGGUACGCCCUGCAAAUCAAUGCUGACUCCGGAGUGAACCCAGAGCACCUGUCGUACUUUCACUUCGCGGGCCGCAUAUUGGGCGUGGCGUUGUUCCACGGGCACCAACUGGACGCCGCCUUCACCGCGCCCUUCUACAAGCAGCUGCUCGGCCGGCCCAUCACGCUGCGAGACAUCCGCGACGUAGACCCCGAGCUGCAUCGCUCGCUCUCCUGGAUGCUGGACAACAGCAUCGCCGGCGUGAUAGACACCACGUUCUCGGUGGAGUGUUCGUCGUUCGGCGCGGUGCGCAGCGUGGAGCUGCGGCCGGGCGGCGGCGCGGAGCCCGUGACGGACGCCAACAAGCGCGAGUACGUGCGGCUGUACGUGGCGCACCGCUUCACGCGCGGCGCCGAGCGGCAGUGGCUGGCGCUGCAGCGCGGGCUGGGCGACGUGGUGCCGCCCGCGCUGCUGCGGCCGCUGGCGCCGCGCGACCUGCAGCCUCUGCUGGCCGGCCGCGCCGACCUCGACGCCGCCGACUGGCGCCGCCACACGCGCCUCAAGCACGUCGGCCCCGACGCGCCCAUCGUCGGCUGGUUCUGGGAGAUCGUCGAACAGUUCGACCAAGAGAUGCGAGCGAGACUCCUCCAGUUCGUUACCGGCUCCCGGAGGGUCCCGCUGGCGGGGUUCCGCGCGCUGCAGGGCUCGACCGGCGCGGCGGCCCCGCGGCUCUUCACGCUGCACCUCGUCGCGGACGCCUCGCCCGACUCCCUGCCGAAGGCGCACACCUGCUUCAAUCGACUCGACUUACCCCCUUACCCGAGUAAGGAGAAAUUGCAUGACAAACUGAAACAGGCCGUCCUCGAGACGGCCGGGUUUGCCGUCGAAUGAUUCAUUGAUACGACGAAAUUGAUGAUAUUUGUCUCCCCGAUGUAUAAGGGUCUAGUUUUAAAUGAUCGCAAUAGAUAACGACUCUAAGAGACUAUGUAUGUGAUACUGAUCGAUGUUUGAGUUUUUGGAGAGUUCUAUGUUAGGAUAUGUAAUUCGAGGUGUGAUUUAUAACCACAUAUGUGUUCAGGUUCAGUAUCGGAUGCAGUCUCAAGGAUUGCGAUCGCGUUUUGAGGAAACUACGCUUGUAAAUAUUGCUAAACUCUAAUAGUCAUUUGUUUGAGUACUGACCAACAACGGCAACUAGUCUUGAGCUGCUAAUAUGAGACUGACAAAUAAAUGUUUGGAAAACAAGAUACAUGACAAAAUUGAUAUUUUUGCCUGCUGGGACUAUGAUUAGGAAAAUAUAUUACUAAAUUUACAAUUUUAUAGACUGUGACCUGUGAAUAACUAAUAUUAUGACAGAUUGACAUGUUGAAUUACAGGACGGGUGCAGUCGGUACUCUUCAUAUUUUACCAUUAGCUACAGCUUAUUAUUGUAGUGUGUAUUGCCUGUGAUGACAACUUUGGGUGACGGUUGCACAGUAAAUAUACCACAUUUUAAUUUGCGAAUUCGCUUACCUAGCUAUUGAUUCUGUCGUACGUAUAUUAUGCUCAAUACUGCAUACAUUUCAUAAUUUAGUCUUAAUUAACGUUUAAGUUAUAAAGCUACUCUUUAUAUUCCAGUGAAUGUAAUAUUAUAUACUGGGCUUCCGUAACAGCAGAUAUUAUACCUGGCACAGAAGCAAUAUAACGAAUUUAGUAAUCCUUUUUUAAAUAUAACAUAUUUUAUCAAUUCUUUUCUUGGCGUAUACAAACAAUGAAUUGUCUCGAUUAUUUUUGUAGUAUAUUUGUAUAUAACUUAAUCAUGUUCAGUACAAAGCACAAAAAGUAAUUGAUUUUGUUUUAGAUUUAUUUACAUUUGAAUGUUAUGAGGCAGUUGCUCACGCUCUUGGUGCCUUAUUAAUUGAUCAAUCGAUAUGUAAAUAAGUUAUAAUUGUGACUAGAUAAGCUAUGUGUUCAGUUUUAUUAUUUAUAUCUGAAUAUUCCACUAUAUUAUUCGACAUUUACUUUUAAGAUUAAUUAUUAUUCAUCACGAAUGUUUGUAAAAUGUAUAUAUUUUGAGACGGCCUAUUUUAGGAUCCGUGUUUAUUAACAAGAAUGAGUGCCUUUUACCUGUUAGAGAAAAAUGUAGCUAUAAUUUUGAAGUUGUACGACUGUUAGUGAUAUGAAAUGAUUUAAUAGUGAUAAUGAACUGUAUUUAAAAAUAUAUUAUUAUAAUAUUUUUGCACAAUA